GUCAUCACAACAGGAAGUAGCAGGCUUGGCCAGUUGCUGUAAGUGAACGAGCGGAGAGCAGGGCGGCAAUACGACAAAAAUGGGAGUCGAGUGAAACACCGUCCGUCGGAGACACGGUUCCUCUUCUGCCAGCGCCCAUGGGCGACACCCAGGAGCGACACCGACACGCCAGGACCCACUCAACCCGACGGUGAGGCUCUGUCCCUAAGAUUCUUCCCGGUGGACCGUUCACCUAUGAUGGAACGGGCGAUGGAGCAGCUCAACGUUCAGCUCAGCCGGCUGACCCGGUCCCUCCGCCGGGCCAGGACCGUGGAACUCCCGGAAGACAAUGAGACUGCAGUGUACACUCUUAUGCCAAUGGUCAUGGCUGACCAACACAGGUCAGUGUCAGAGCUGCUGCUCAACUCCAAGUUCGAUGUGAACUACGCCUUUGGACGAGUGAAGAGAAGUCUGUUGCACAUUGCUGCCAACUGCGGGUCAGUGGAGUGUUUGGUUCUGCUGCUAAAGAGAGGAGCCAACCCAAACUACCAGGACAUCUCCGGCUGUACUCCUCUGCAUCUCGCUGCUAGGAAUGGACAGAAGAAGUGCAUGGGCAAACUAUUGGAAUAUAAUGCUGAUGUCAACAUCUGCAACAAUGAGGGACUGACUGCUAUCCACUGGCUGGCAGUGAACGGGCGGACGGAGCUCCUCCAUGAUCUGGUCCAGCAUGUGACCAAUGUGGAUGUGGAGGAUGCCAUGGGGCAGACAGCUCUACAUGUAGCCUGUCAGAAUGGACACAAAACAACGGUGUUGUGCCUUCUGGACAGUGGAGCUGACAUCAACAGGCCAAACGUCUCUGGAGCCACGCCUCUUUACUUUGCCUGCAGCCAUGGCCAAAGAGACACAGCACAGAUCCUGCUCUCUCGAGGUGCCAAAUACCUGGCUGACAAGAAUGGAAUCACUCCUCUGGAUCUCUGUGUGCAGGGUGGAUAUGGGGAGACCUGUGAGAUCCUCAUCCAACAUCACGGCCGACUCUUCCAGACCCUCAUCCAGAUGACACAGAAUGAUGAGAUUAAAGAGAGCAUGCUCAGGCAGGUUAUGGAGCAUGUCUCUCAGCAGAGCGACAAUCACUACCAGAGGAUCUUGACUAGUCUCGCUGAAGUGGGGACCACCAAUGGACACAAACUUCUCAGCCUGUCCAGUAGUUUUGAAGCUCAGAUGAAGAGCCUGCUGAGAAUCGUUCGUAUUUUCUGCCACGUGUUCUGCCUGGGGCCUUCGUCACCCAACAACGGCAACGACAUGGGCUACAAUGGCAACAAGACGCCUCGCAACCAGGUCUUUAAGCACCUUAGUGGAUUCCGUGUGCGUGCCUCUCUGCAGCCGUUGGAACUGCUGUGGCACUCCCUGGAAGAGUGGCUGGUGCUCAUCUCCACAGAGCUGGACAGGAACAGGAAGAAUCCAUCCUCCUCCUCCUCCGGGAGCGAGAUAGCCUCUCUGCUCCUCAAACAGCGGGAGACUGACCACUCUGGCUCCGCACCAAAGCUUCCUUCCCUGCUGGACCCUCAGAUCGUCAUGGAAACAGAGGUCUACGCUGACGGGGAGGACGUCAUCUCCAUGACAGCCAAUCGGCUCAGUGCUGUGAUCCAGGCCUUCUACAUGUGCUGCUCCUGUCAGAUGCCACAAGGAAUGACGUCUCCUCGAUUCAUUGAGUUUGUCUGCAAGCAUGACAACGUGCUCAAGUGUUUUGUAACCAGGAAUCCAAAGAUCAUCUUUAACCACUUCCACUUCCUCCUGGAGUGUCCAGAGUUAAUGUCACGCUUCAUGCAUAUAAUUAAGGGGCAGCCCUUCAAGGAUCGCUGUGAGUGGUUCUACGAGCAUCUCCUGGCUGGCCAGCCAGACUCAGACAUGGUUCAUCGUCCGGUCAACGAGAAUGACAUCCUCCUCAUCCACAGAGACUCCAUAUUCAGGAGCAGCUGUGAGAUGGUUUCCAAGUCCACCAACGAGAAACUCAAACAGGGCAUUGCUGUUCGCUUCCAUGGCGAGGAGGGCAUGGGUCAGGGUGUUGUUCGGGAGUGGUUCGACAUCCUGUCCAAUGAGAUCAUCAACCCAGACUAUGCUCUGUUCACUCAGUCAGCUGAUGGAACCACUUUUCAGCCCAACAGUAACUCCUCAGUGAACCCAGACCAUCUGAACUACUUCAGGUUUGCAGGUCAUAUCCUGGGUUUGGCUCUGUACCAUCGACAGCUGGUGAACAUCUACUUUACCCGCUCCUUCUACAAACAUAUACUGGGUAUCCCAGUGAGCUACCAGGAUGUAUCAUCCAUUGAUCCAGAGUAUGCUAAGAACCUGCAGUGGAUCCUGGACAACGACAUCAGUGAUCUGGGUCUGGAGCUCACCUUCUCUGUGGAGACAGACGUGUUCGGGGCGAUGGAGGAAGUGCCGCUCAAACCUGGAGGGACCAGCAUCCUGGUCACCCAGGACAACAAGGAGGAGUAUGUGCAGCUGGUAACAGAGCUGAGGAUGACACGAGCCAUCCAGCCUCAGAUAAAUGCCUUCCUACAAGGAUUCCACACUUUCAUCCUCGCCUCACUCAUCCAGCUUUUCGACGAAUAUGAAUUGGAGCUCCUGCUGUCAGGGAUGCCGGAGAUCGAUGUGCAGGAUUGGUGCAGGAACACUGAGUACACUAGUGGCUACGACCCCCAGGAGCCUGUCAUCCAGUGGUUCUGGGAGGUGGUGAAGAGCCUGACCCAGGAGGAACGAGUUCUUCUGCUGCAGUUCGUCACUGGAAGUUCCAGGGUUCCUCAUGGCGGUUUUGCUUACCUGAUGGGUGGCAGCGGUUUACAAAAGUUCACCAUUGCUGCAGUGCCGUUCACCUCCAACCUUCUACCUACCUCUAGUACCUGCAUCAACAUGCUGAAACUACCAGAAUACCCGAGUCAGGAGGUUCUGAGAGACCGGCUGCUUGUAGCUCUGCAUUGUGGGAGCUACGGCUACACCAUGGCGUAAACAUCACAUCAGUUCCUGCUACCAUGAGAGUCUGCAGACCCAAGCAACAAUCCCACCUCCACAUGUGCUCUUUUAGUUGUCAGGUACUGCUUUAGACAAAAUAAGGAAAUCCAGAUUCUUAUUGAUGAGCUGCUGGAGAGGCACAACAGACUGAAUGGAGGCCACAGGUUCUGGAGCUCCAGUCAUACCUGUGCCAUUACUUUUUUUUUUUUUAAAUUGAUGCUGGUUUCAGGUAAUUUAUGCAAAUAAUAAUUUGAAAUUUUUAAAUUUCACUAUUUUCAAGCAUUUAUGAAAAACAGCAUUUAUAAAAUGAACUCUACUAUAGCAUAAUCAUGCAAGCUUACUGAAUGUCAAAUAUCGACUGAGUUCAAGGAGAUUUCCAUAUGGAUGCAGGACAGAUCAUAUUGUUCACCUUGAAACAUGCUGUCAAUCAAACUGCAUCAUAUUCAUAUCAUAGGUUCACAGUGCAGAUUCAUUUAAAGGGCCUGCCCCAGGCCCACAUGCCAGCAGACUGGUAUAACAAAAUAAAUCCAAGAUUUUAGUUUUUAAGAUUUGUUUUUAUUUCUUUCAGUCUUUUAAGUCUUCAUUUACCUGUUUUAAUAAUCCUUGUCCGUUCAUUUGGUUUAAAGAAACAGUCCAAGCUUCUCAGCCGCCCCAAUGGGAGCAUACGUGGUGUGCUGCUUUACCAGCCUCCGCUUUUCUGCUUUCACAUCCUUAACCUGGCUGCAGGGAUUUUCUACCAUUCAGCCACAAGUUACAAGAGCAUUAGUUGCAGCCCAACACUGAUGUUGGGUGAUAAGGCCUUGCCUGUAUUUCUGUUCCCCUCAAAGGUAUUGGGUGUAGUAGACUUCAGGGCUCUGUGCAGGAGGCACAUGUUCUUCCACAGCAACCGGCUCUGUGCAACAACAGGGCCACAAACAAAUGAUUGACCCAAACUUUAAGACUACUAUUAUUAUAAGGUGUUGUAUUAAUAUGUAUCCUCAAUGAAAAUAAGGGCCUCACUAGUAGAAAUACACAUAGUUUAAAUAUACACUCAAGUACUCUAUUUGAGCUGCAGUGUCCAAAGACUUUUGGCCACAAAAGUGUGUAAAAUGCAGUAUUUAAGUGCAAAUAAUGCUGAUACAAAUAAUGCAAUAACAGUGGUCAGGACUCUACAGAAAAAAAGUGAACACAACAAUGAAUUCUGAUGCAAAUACCUUGGUAUUUGUAAUAUCAUGUCGACUGUCCUUUACAGAUACACAUAGAUACUAUACGAAUAACAAUACAGAUACACACAGAUACUGGACCAAUCAAAAGCACAUUGUUAAGUUGGUAAAAAUAGAUGUCCGUUGGAGAAUACCAAUGUAGGGGGCGCUAACAAUGCAGGAUAAUAGUAAGUGUAAUAUUUUUUUUUUCUUUUGGGUAAUUACAAAGUUACCGAUAAAAAUAUAAGCCAAGGACAAACAUUUGUAAUUUCUGAGAAUAAUAAGUAUGCAGAAGAUGAACUGAAUAAAUAAUACGUUGAGGUGAGGCUAUUGAAGAUACUGUAUGGCCAAUGGGCUUUCGACCCAUCUACAUACAGUAGCUGUGUGAACACUCCCUAAGUAUAAGAGGUAUGUGUCAUGUAGUUGACUGUGAACUUCUUUGCUUACUUUUGUCUGUAUUCGUCUGUAUUUUGUGCUUCAUGAGCAGUUUUAUUUAGUGAUAGUUGAUUGUUUGUCUAUGUCCCAGUCAAGUAGACUUUAAUGAGGAAUGAUACAACAUAUCUGAACAUGUUUGGCUUGCAGUGCCAAAAAGACAAAGCUGGAAUCAUUUUAAGUGCAUUCUUUUUUUGUAUUCUGCCGACACAAAGAUGCUGAAAAUGUGCUGUACUUCUAAAAUGAAUGGGGACAAUGUCAUGAAUGUAUCAGGUAGCUUAGUUUUCCUUCUUUCCAUUUGUAAAGGGAGUGUACAUAUUGAUUUAAAACAUACAAUCCUAUUAUCCAGCAGUAUUGUUUUGAAUGCGUCACCUUCUAGCUUUUGUAUUCUGAUUGUUGAAAAUGGAACAUUUCUACAUACUUCUGUAAAUAUCUUCAAUUAUGUAGUUUGUCAGAGUAAGUUUUUGUGCUUUGAGAUUUUAUCCAAUAAACCUUGUUUUGAGAAGCCAGGUGAUUUGGUGGCGA
Messenger RNA from Paralichthys olivaceus (Japanese flounder), 5126 nucleotides. It is a transcript of the gene hace1, whose product is annotated as HECT domain and ankyrin repeat containing E3 ubiquitin protein ligase 1. The record is from RefSeq and is a predicted model, not a curated record. Gene Ontology annotation, molecular function: protein binding; ubiquitin protein ligase activity. Gene Ontology annotation, biological process: protein polyubiquitination; Golgi organization; membrane fusion. Gene Ontology annotation, cellular component: nucleus; Golgi membrane; cytoplasm. Lineage: Eukaryota; Metazoa; Chordata; Actinopteri; Pleuronectiformes; Paralichthyidae.